UUCACAUCGCUAAGCUAUACAAGUCGGCCUAGAGUUUUCGCAUAUAAUUUUAUUAAUACGAAACGAAAAAUGUCGUCCCACAGCGGUGGAACGGAUUGGAAUUCCGUAUUAAAAGCUCUGCUUUUAAGCCGCACGGGUGCUCUAAACAAAAACGAAGUGGUUAAUCUGCUAAAAGCAAUAACCAGAUGCGAACAUGAGUUCUUCGACGAUGAAAGUAGCUUCGUGCAAUUUUACACGGCCUUUGCGGCACUGGCGGCGGACAAGCUUAUGCAAAUCAAAUCAAUUUGCCAAACACAGAUUUGCCAGUUGCACGAUGCGACGGCUGUGCUCAUACGCUUCAUACUCUUCCGCCUGCCCAAAGUGACGGUCUAUGAAUCGAAAUGGCUAUUGGCCGCCCUCAAAAUGCUCUGCGAGGGCAGGGAGAAUGCCUCCACGGCUGUUGGACAAUUCGAUUACAGUGCCGUGGCCGGUGUGGUGAAGAGCUCCAAGCAUCCGGAAUCAUCCAAUAAGAGUAUUAUGUCAAUUGGAGGCAGCACCACAGGAGGUGCUGCUGCUGGCGGAAGCAACGAUAAAGAUUCGCCCAAAUUGGAGAUUAAGCGAUCGCGCUCGGACCUCUCAUCGGUGAUCCUUCAGCAGCUGCUGGCACCUCUAGAGCCGGGCAAGAUGACCUGGGUGCCCCUCAGCGAGGAGAUCACCGAUUGCACUGAGCAACUUUUGGCAGCCAAUGUGGAGGUAUUCCAGGAGGCAAAUGGCGUCGAUACACUGCUGGAUAUCUGCGUGGGUCUGCCCAUACUCAGUCGCUAUCGCAUGAAGUACAUGGAGACGAUAAAUGCAGGGAAACCGCUCUAUCUGCCACUCACGCAGGCAGAGGCCACCACAGUGAAGUCAUCGAUGAAUCACAUGCUCACAGAUCUCUCGAUUGUGGGCCAGGCGUAUGCCCUGAUUGUCAUGCAGCCACUGACACCAAGCCGUAUCGAGAAGCUAUCCAUGUGCGGCAUCUCGGCAUUGUACAAUGCGGUGCUCACAUCGAUAGCCACCAGUGUGCUGAGCAUGGGACAGGCCAGCAGCUCACAGAAGCAGCAACAACAGCAGCAGACGGCUGCUGCAUCGACCAGUCAGGGCAGCGGUGGCGGCUUGUCCAGUGUGCAGACCAGCAAGGAUCACGAUGAAUUUGAGGAGCAGGCCAGCGGCAUUGUAAACAAAGCCUUGGAAAUCUAUUCGAGCAUUGGCGAGAUGUUCAAAUCUUCGGCACGAAUGUACAUCUAUCAGAAUCAUUUGUGCUAUGGCAGCUGGCUGCUCAUCAGCGGCAUCCAGGGAGCAAUGGGUGCCAGUGGCAGUGCCUCGGCAGAGACGGCAGCUAAAGCAGCGGCGGCAGCAGCAGCCACAAAAGUGGCAGCCAAAACAGAGACUGCAACAGCUCCAAGCACACCAAUAGCCAGAGUGAAUCUGUUCAAAGUGCAACAGGGCUUUGGGGAGCUGAAUGCCGCCAUAGCGAAUCACAGCAUUAAGUUGCUGUCCGAACUGAUUGAGGAUCUGAAGAUUGAAUCUGCCUGCGGACAGAGCAGCGUCACCGAUCCCGAAACGCUACCGGAGCCAGCGCAAUUUGAUAUCCUGCAAAACUACACAUCACUGGAGCGGAUUGUCCGUGUUCUAAACACGGCCACGCUGCAUCAGUUGUUCACUUUCCUGGCCACCGUGGCAUACCGCAAGGCGUGCACACUGAAGCGUGCCUCGACCAAAGACCGCACCGAAUGUGAUCCCAUAAGCUACUCGGACUCAACGACAUGCCUGAAUGAGUCCAUGUCCUAUUCGGACAACUCGGAGGAAGAUGACAGCGAAAGUUAUCUGGGGCAUUGGUUCAAGGAAACUCUCUCGCCCGAAACGCACGACGACAAUGCAAACACCUCGUCGCAGGAGCGCAGCGGAGAGCAGAAGAGCGCCUUGGUGCCCAAGCUAGAUGAGCCACACGAGUAUCUGGAGCUCUCGGCGGAUAUCUUUUGCUUCCUCGAUCAAUUUCUGGCCAAUCGCCAUGCCUACAUGCAGCGCUAUGUCAAGGCGGGUGUCAGCGAUCAGCAAAUGCUGCUGAUGGCCAACAUAAUCAAGGACUUUGAUCGCGAUGUGAUGCGCAGCGACAGCGAACAGCAGUCGCCACCAAGCACAGCAGUGGCUGUGGUUGCAGGUGGAGCUGGAGCGUCUGGCUGCUCGGCCAAGUGGCAGGCAUCGAUGAUACGCUUCUCCGGCGCUGCUGGACGUUACAUACACAAUCUGAUCUCCACGGGACUGCUGUCCGAGCAGCUCCAAUCGAAUCUGUUGCAACAUUUGGCCAUCUCACCAUGGUCCACGGAUACGAACACUUGGCCACUGCAGGUCUAUCCCAGCACAUUGUCGGUGCUCGUGCAGAUACUCCUUCUGAAGCCCAUACAGGAGAAGGAGGCCGCCUGUUUGUCCGUGUGGCAUCGCCUAAUCAACACGCUGGUUGAGGGCGUUUGCUCCUCCACCUCUGCCGCUGACUCGGACUACGAGGACAUCAACAUUGAGCAUGCCCAGCUGCUGCUCUUUCUGUUCCACUCGCUGAAUCUCAUGCAAAAGAAAUCCAUCCUGCUGCUCACAGCUGGUGGGGUGAUCCGCUGUGCCGAGGUUUGUCGGGGCAUCAGUGCCGAGCGCAUUGUGCGCAACAGCCAAAUGAUGUUGCUGUCGCGCUUGCUCGUCUUUCUGGAGUAUCUGAUGAAGCAUUUGUAUCAGGCACCGCCCGAGCUGUUGGAUCAAGUGCGUUGGAUAUUGUUCAGUGUGAGCAGCAUGCCCGAGACGCAAAAGGUCUCCGAUUUGAUCAACAGUCGCGCCAAACUGAACUCCUAUUGCCGUCAGGAUAUUGAAGAGAAGUUCCGCAAGUCUGCAGGGGAAUAUGGAUCGAAUAUUCGUCCCACAUUUUACAGUCUCGUGCUCAAGGAACCCGAAAAGGCCUAUUGGGAGAGCGAAUUCAAAUUGGAUGGCCUUGCCUGGAAUUUCAUACUCUGCACACCGGACAAACUCAAGUAUCCGCUGCUGGUGGAUGCCCUUGUGGACAUACUGAACAUUGCAGACAUGUCCUCGUUUGCCAAAAAGGAUAGCAACGACAGCAGCAGCAUGCACAAUCUGUGCGCCAUGCAAUAUUGCUUCACCAACACCUGGAAACUGCUGCUGGGUCUGCCUCCGUCCACCUCUCACGUGGAAGCGCUGCGCAUUGAGCGUGCACCCAAUUUGCAUUCGCUGGUGUGGAGCACACGUAUGCCGCUGAGCACAUCACAUUACUUGAUUGUCAGCAGUCUGAUCAAGCAGGGCAUGUACACCCAAUACGCGGAGUCGUUGUUUACCCAAGUGGGUGACACCACCGCCGAUAUACGAUACAAUUUGAAGCAGACCAUACUCGGUGUGGAGGCUUUCAAUCAGCAGAUGAGCAAUAAAGGCAUACCACGCCUCUCGGAACUCAUCCUCUUUGAUGCUUUGGUGGCCCACAUGCAGGCCGUGGCCUGGGCCGAAAAGGAAGGCUUAAAGCUGCAGCGCAAGGACUGUGAGGAUAGCAGCGCCAGUGAGCGUUUAUCGAGCAACAGUGCAGCAUCCAGUGGCAAUGUUGGCAAUGCCGCAGAUCAUGAUCAUCCCGAGGUGUACUCCUCCAAUGAGUCAAUCGAUGAGGAGCAAUCCAAGCAGGAGGAUGAGCCGGGGCUGUCCACGGAAACGCUGGAACGCAAUCAAAUGAUCAAUGAGCUGCUGAUCAAGCUAAUGGAUUCGUAUCGCUACCUCUCGGACAUUGUGCGUGAGCAAAUGCUGAAGCAGCUGUCGAGCACCACACCGGAGCAUGUCCUCAAUCUGAUUGUGCCCAUUGUGAGCGAUAAGCCAGCCAUAAUGCUGGAGCUGCAUGCGGCAUUCCUCAAGCUGCUGCCGAAUGAGGAUAAGCAACUGAUUGCCAAUGAAUGGCCCAAGUGUUUGAUGGUCAAUGAUGCGGCCUUCGAUGGGAAACAACAUCCCGUGGAGCCAUACACCCUGAAUGUGAUUGAUGCGCACAUUACAGAGCUGACCAGAGGCAGCGGCGGUGUGGCUUACUCCACGCUGCAUACGCUCAAACAUUGCCUGAAGACGAUACUACAUUUGAUGGAAUACCUGCUGCCGUAUGCCUCCAAUUGCUGCGAAAUGGAUGCCCAGCUGAAGCCACUGCUAAUUGCCUCCAUGCUGGACAUGCGCACGGAUUAUCUCCAAGGACAGAGCGAACAGUGUCUGAGGGAAAUCCUCAGUGGUUUGACCCUGGAGGCGCAGAAGCUGCUGCUGUAUGAGCACAUGAUUGGCUACUGCUAUCGCAUGUUGAUUGAAUUUGCCGCAGAAUUGCGACUGCCAGCGGCUGGAGGCACCCCGUUGGAUCAGGAGCGAGCGUUGUUCAAUGAAUCCAUGCUGUUUGCGGUGCUGAAAACGUUCAUCAAGAUGCUGGAUAAACCCACAUCGGUGCAGGCCAUGCGACAGUUCUUCCAUGAUCAGCGCACUGGAAGUUUGACCACGCUGCUGUUGUCCUUCACUGGCACCACUCUGCCGCUCAGCUAUGCACGCAAAAUGUUGCAGUUUGUCGAGCGUUUGUUUGAGCAAUCCACCCAAGCGGACUCGCAGUUCCAGCAUGAGGAUUUGGUGGAUUGUUUUGGCGAUUUGUCCAGCGUGGAUGUGGCACGAUUGAAGCUGUGGCUGGCCCACAUUAUCUACGGCCCAAAUGUGACUGGUGGAGAUGUGAGCAGCAGCGAGACAAUGGAUCCCACAUGCAGGCUGCUCACGAGCAUCAUGCAGCCUUCGAGCAGCUCCAGCAGCAAUGCCCAGACACCCACCAACAUGGCCACUGUGUCGGCUAUGCCGAGCAUCUCCGAUCAGCUGGAUGCCAUGGACAUUGACUAUGAUUGUGGGGCAGCAGCAACGGCAGCGGGCGCAGCACCCAACACCUCGCAAAUCCUCAGCCUUUGGCAGGCAGCGCAGCCAAAUCCCUCAGAGGAAUCCUCUCAGGCCUGCGAUCACAGCGAAGGCGGCGAGCAAAGACAAAACGAACGCAAUGGCGGACUGCUGCUGUCCAUCAUCAAGUAUCUGGUGAGGGAUCAGAACAAGGCAGGACCCAUAGCUGCGCCACUCUUCCAGGCGCUGCUGCAGCUGGGACAGACGCUGAUCAGUCCGCCCCACGAUGGCUGUGACUUUGCGGAUGUGCUGCAGAUAAUGAUUACCCUGGCAGAUGCCUCACCGGCACGCGGACAUGUGGCGCUGUUCAAUACGACACUGCUCUGGCUGGAACUGGCCAAGUUGCAGCUGCCCGACAAGCAUCUGCGGCAUGCGGAGAACGUGAGCGCACUGCUGCGCUAUCUCAGCGAACUGUUGCAGAGCAUUGGCUACCGCGGCAGUCGCCAGCAUAUGCCGCCCUGGGAUGAUGAGCUGCAAACGGACAUUGACGAUCUGUACGAUGAGUUGGCCGAGGAGGAGCAAGACUCGCUGCUGGAUGACUCCGAUGAGGAUACGCUGAACAACAAGCUCUGCACAUUCUCGCAGACCCAAAAGGAGUUUAUGAAUCAGCACUGGUACCACUGCCACACCUGCAACAUGAUCAACACGGUGGGUGUGUGCUCGGUGUGUGCCCGCGUCUGCCACAAGGGGCAUGAUGUGAGCUAUGCCAAGUAUGGCAAUUUCUUCUGCGACUGCGGUGCCAAAGAGGAUGGCUCCUGUCAGGCGCUGAGUCGCAGAUUGGGCUCGGGCGAGGCGCGUGACACAGUGGGAGCCGGUGGUGGCAGCAGCUGCAGCUACUUGCCCUCGCACAUGAGUCUGCUGGCGGGCAAGAAGCGAAGCAACGCAGGAGCAGCAGCAGGACAGUUGCAGCCGCAGGGACCGUCCACACGCAAGGACUCCAUCAGCAGUGAGCGGAUCCAGCUGCUGGGCAAACUCCUCGAACCCUAUCGUGAGACAUUGCAGCAUCAGGAGCAGUGGAUGCUGGUGGUGCGCUGCAUACUGGAGUACUUUGAUGUGCUGAUGCCAUCCAUCAGGGAGAACUGCACGCUCUACUCGAUUGUGGGCUGCCACAGGCGUGCCACAGCCGCCUUGGAGCGACUGCACCAGCUGGAGCAGAGUUUCCAGAUCACGGAUCAACUGAUGUUCGCCACACUGGGCUCCCAGGAGGGAGCGUUCGAGAAUGUGCGAAUGAAUUACUCGGGCGAUCAGGGGCAGACUAUUAAGCAUCUGUUGACCUCCGGCACGAUACGUCGCGUGGCCUUUUGUUGCCUCUCCUCGCCGCACGGACGCCGGCAGCAGUUGGCCGUGUCGCAUGAGAAGGGAAAGGUCACCAUAUUGCAGCUCUCAGCGCUGCUCAAGCAGGCCGAUGCCUCCAAGCGGAAGCUGACUCUCACUCAGCUCAGUUCUGCGCCCAUUGCCUGCACUGUGCUCUCGCUGGCUGCCAAUCCGUGCAAUGAAGAUUGCCUGGCUGUGUGCGGGCUGAAGGAAUGCCAUGUACUAACCUUUUCGAGCAGCGGCAGCACCAACGAGCACAUUGUCAUCACGCCACAGCUGGAGAAUGGCAAUUUCCUGAAGAAGGCCAUGUGGCUGCCGGGCUCACAGACACUGCUGGCCAUUGUCACCACGGAUUAUGUGAAGAUCUAUGAUCUGGCAGUGGAUACAAUCAGUCCAAAGUACUACUAUCUGGUGGCUGUGGGCAAGAUCAAGGACUGCACGUUCAUGUACCACCAGCAAGAUGGCAGCGGCAGCUACUUCAUGCUCAGCUUUACCAGCUCCGGCUACAUCUACACGCAGCAGUUGGACCAGCAGAGUCUGGCCGUGCACGGGGACUUUUAUGUGACAAAUACGCUCGAGUUGAGCCAUCAGCAUAUCAAGGAUAUCAAUGGUCAAGUGUGCGGCGGUGGCGUGUCCAUUUAUUACUCACACACGCUGCAAUUGCUCUUCUACAGCUACACCUCGGGCAGGAGCUUCUGUUCGCCUCUCACAAAUGUCAAUGAGGGUGUCAAGGGCAUCUACCACUUGGACAUAAACAACACAGUGGCCACCGUGACGAGCAAAUCAUCAUCCACGUCGAAGGUGCCGCUACAAUCGCUGGUGGGUUGGACAGAGGUGGCAGGACAUCCGGGCUUGAUUUAUGCCAGCAUGAACACAUCCAACAAUCCAGUCAUAUUGAUGAUAACACCCGAACGCAUCUUCAUGCAGGAGAUCAAGGCACAGUCGGCCAAGUCACGCAUAAUGGAUGUGGUGGGCAUACGCCACAGUGUGGCAGGCACGGAGAAGACCACGCUGCUGCUGCUCUGCGAGGAUGGCAGCUUGAGAAUCUUCUCAGCACAGCCAGAGCACACGAGUUUCUGGCUGUCACCGCAGGUCCAGCCAUUUGGCAAUCAAUUGUACAGCUCCACGCUGCUGGCAAAGAAUGGCAAUAGCCAGCAGGCGAAGAGCAAAUCGGGAGGCAGCUCUGGCAAGCUGCUGCAUCAUCGCAAGUCCAAUGGCAGCCAUCAGCAGCAGAAGCAACUGACGGCCGGUGGGCAACCCAUCUUCCCCAUUGAUUUCUUUGAGCACUGCAACAUGCUGGCCGAUGUGGAGUUUGGUGGCAACGAUCUCCUGCAGAUCUACAGCAAGCAGAAGCUCAAGACGCGUCUCUUCUCCACCGGCAUGUUUGUGGCCAGCACCAAGUCCACGGGUUUCACGCUGGAAGUGAUCAACAACGAUCCAAAUGUGGUUAUGGUGGGAUUCCGUGUCAUGCUCGGCACACAGGACAUACAAAGGGCACCCGCUUCGGUGACGAUACUCGGACGUACGAUACCCACAACGAUGCGGAAGGCGCGCUGGUUUGACAUACCCCUGACGCGCGAGGAAAUGUUCCAAUCGGACAAGAUGCUCAAGGUGAUGUUUGCCAAGUCGCAGGACCCCGAACAUGUCACGCUGCUCGACUCCAUCGAGGUCUAUGGCAAGUCCAAGGAGCUUGUGGGUUGGCCCGAUGACAGCGAAGAGGUUCAAGCGCCCAGCUCGGGGCCCACACCCGUCACGGCCACACAGCAGAGUGCCGCUGCCAACUUUGGCGAGGGCUUCAAUUGCAUCACUCAGCUGGAUCGCAUGGUUAACCAUCUGCUGGAGGUCCUCGACUGUGCGCUGCAUCUGCUGGGUGGCAACGCGGUGGCUGCACCUCUACGCUCGAAGGUCGUGAAGACAGCGAGUGGAUUGCUGCUGCUGCCCACACCGAAUCCCGUGCAAACCCAAGCACGCUAUGUGCUGGCCACGCUCUAUGGCAGUCGGGCGACAUAUCACAGCUUCAAGGACGGCGUCAUCCUGCACUUUGUGCACGGCGAGCUGCAGGCCAUGCAACCGAAGCUGCAGCAGCUGGAAUCCUUGCAAGAAAUCGACCCAGAGGCAUUCUAUCGUCUGAUAUUGCUGGUACGCGGCGUGGCCAACUCACGGCCGCAGUCACUGGCCAAGAUCUGCCAGGAGAACAGCUACGAUUUGGUGCCAGCUCUGAUGGGCAUAGUCCUGGAGCUGCACAAGAUCACCCCGGAUCUCGAUGAGCCUGCAAAUAUUGUGCGCCGCGGGCUGUGCCAGCCGGAAACGAUUGUUCACUGUUUGGUGGAGAUUAUGUAUGGCUUUGCGCUGGCCGAUCCCGGCCAAGUGGGUCGCAUGACCCAAUACUUUAUUGAUCUGCUCAAGCACGAUGCCACCGUGAUCAGUCACAGUGCCAAGGAGGCGCUGAUACUGCUCCUCAGUCCACGCUUGAAACGACGCAAGGCUGCGGCCAUAGCGACGGUCAUAACGCCACCAGCCUGCUCCACGCCCACACCACAAAUGCAGGCCCUACAGGCGGUGGCUGUGUCGGCUGCGAAUGACAUCAUCGAGGAGGCAGCAGCAGGAGCAGCAGCAGCGGCUGCAGCACAAGAUCAAGACAACGCCGCAGCCGUGCUGCUUGAGGCUGUGGAGGGAGGCGUGCCCGGACAGGGACAGCCGAACCAGCAGCUCCUUAAUCUGGAGGCGUUCAUGGGCGGUGGCUUCCCCCGCCUGCUGGGUCUGCCCGAGGAUGCCGACGAUGAGGCCAUCAUGGACAUAGCCAUUGCCUUGAGCCUCCAACAGCAUGGCGGUGCGGAUGCCAAUGCGCUGCAGUCGCUGCAGCAGGGAUUGGCCAAUAUCCAAGGCAUACGACAGGCGGCAGCCAAUGCGGCAGCGGCCAGUGCUUCGGUCUCUGUCUCGGCGGGUGGCUCCGAUGACGAGGGCUCCAAUGUGGCCACCGAUGGCUCCACGCUGCGCACCUCACCCGCCGAACCGGCAGGCAGUGGCGGCUCCGAGAGCGGUGGCAGUGGUGUGGAGAGCAUUGGCGGCACAUCGGCACGCAGCAGUAACUUUGGUGAUCAUCCGAAUACAACGCCACCGCGACAGAGUUGCAGUUCGGUCAAGGAUGGCGAACAGGGUGACGAGCAGCCAGGACCCAGUGGCACUGCCUCAGGUGCACCAGCAGGAGGCAGUGGCUUGAGUGCAAUGAGCAGCACCGAAGACCACAACGAGAUAAAUGAAGAUGAAAAGCUGCAGAAGCUGCAUGACCUAAGAAUUGCUGUGCUGGAGAGCAUUAUCCAACAUUUGGACACGUUUGAUCUGUGCAAUGGGCUGCAGGCUAUACCGCUCAUACAGGUCAUACACAUGCUGACGACAGAUCUAAAUGGCAACAAUGAGCGGGAUCAACAGGUGCUGCAGGAGCUGCUGCAAGCCUUGGUGGAGUAUGUGGAAAUAGGCAAACGUGGAGCGGCCUCCAGGAUGGAGACCAAAUGUCCCUUAAAUGAAGUGCGUCUCGCUCUGCUCGCGCUCUUUGGUGUGAUGAUGGGCAAGACCAAGUCGAAGCAAACGGGCACCACAUCCCCGCCGCAUCAGUUCAAGGAUAACAGCUCAUUUGUGGCCAGCACCACGGCGAAUGUGCUCAGCAAGAGUGGCGCUUUUAUCUAUGCUUUGGAGGCACUCAAUACGCUGCUGGUGCACUGGAAGAACGUGCUCGGAGAUCCCUAUGCGGCAGGCCAAGCAGCGGCACCUACCGCCAGCAGCGGUGGAGCCACCUCUGGCCCAGGCGUGCAGCUGCUCAAACCCAUCAAGCAUGGCCCCAAACCGGAUAUAUCCAUACUCAUACCGCAGAACUAUCUGAAGAAUUAUCCCGACAUCUUUGAGUCGUACGACGGGCUGCUGACGGAGAUUAUUGUGCGGCUGCCGUAUCAGAUAUUGCGUCUGAGCAGCGCACAUCCGGACAACUAUGACAGCAGCUUCUGUGAGGCCAUGACCUUUACGCUGUGCGAAUAUAUGAUGCUCAAUCUGAACACGCUGCUGCGGCGGCAAGUGCGCAAGCUGCUGAUGUACAUUUGCGGCAGCAAAGAGAAGUUCCGCAUGUAUCGCGAUGGACACUCGCUGGAUGCGCAUUUCCGUGUGGUAAAACGUGUGUGCAAUAUUGUGAGCAGUAAGACUGGUGCGCCGUACAAUGCCAAUCCGCCUCUGCUCAGCUAUGACUCGUUGGUGGACUUGACAGAGCAUCUGCGCACCUGCCAGGAGAUCAGUCAAAUGCGCACGGGAAAUUGGCAAAAGUUUUGUGUGGUGCACGAAGAUGCCUUGGCCAUGCUCAUGGAGAUUGCCUGCUACCAACUGGAUGAUGGUGUGUCGCCGAUAAUCAUACAACUCCUGCAGGCAGCUGUGUGCAAUAUGCCAGCCAACAAGCAGCAGCAGCAGCAGCAGGCACCACCAGCAGUCGUCUCAGCGUCUGCAAAGCUACGCAGUGAGCGCGAGAAGAGCGAGGAUACCGAUGCCUACUACUCCAAGUUCGAUCCAGCACAGUGUGGCACAUUUGUGCAUCAAAUCUUUCGCUAUGCCUGCGAUGCUUUGAUCAUACGCUUCGUGCGCAUCUUUCUGCUGGAGAAUAACAUCAGUCAGCUGCGCUGGCAGGCGCAUUCCUUUAUGACGGGUCUUUUUGAGCAUGCCAAUGAGCGGCAGCGCGAGAAGUUGUUGACCAUCUUCUGGAAUUUGUGGCCACUGGUGCCCACAUAUGGCCGCCGGACAGCACAAUUUGUGGAUCUUUUGGGUUACCUCACGCUGACAACGCGCAGCAUAACCGAGCGACUGCCAGAGUUUGUCUCGCGGGCAGUGGAAGUGCUGCGUUCACAGAACGAGCUGCUGUGCAAGCAUCCAAAUGCGCCCAUCUACACCACACUGGAGUCGAUACUGCAGAUGAAUGGUUACUAUCUGGAAUCGGAGCCAUGUUUGGUGUGCAACAACCCAGAGGUGCCGAUGGCCAAUAUCAAGCUGCCGUCAGUCAAAUCGGACUCGAAAUACACCACGACAACGAUGAUCUACAAGCUGGUGCAGUGCCACACCAUCUCCAAGCUGAUUGUGCGCAUUGCGGAUCUGAAACGCACCAAGAUGGUGCGCACCAUCAAUGUGUACUACAACAAUCGCAGUGUACAGGCGGUGGUUGAGCUCAAGAAUCGACCCGCGUUGUGGCACAAGGCGCGCUCUGUUUCCCUACAAUCCGGACAGACAGAGCUGAAGAUUGAUUUCCCCUUGCCCAUAACGGCCUGCAAUCUGAUGAUUGAGUUUGCCGACUUCUUCGAAACGGUCAGCGGCUCCAGCGAGAAUCUGCAGUGUCCGCGCUGCAGUGCCGCGGUGCCAGCGUAUCCGGGCGUGUGCGGCAAUUGCGGCGAGAAUGUGUUCCAGUGUCACAAGUGUCGUGCCAUCAACUAUGACGAAAAGGAUCCCUUCCUGUGCCACUCGUGUGGCUUCUGCAAGUAUGCCAAGUUCGAUUUUAGCAUGUAUGCACGCGUCUGCUGUGCCGUGGACCCCAUCGAGUCUGCCGAGGAUCGUGCCAAGACCGUGUCGAUGAUACACAGCUCGCUGGAGCGUGCGGAUCGCAUCUACCAUCAGUUGUUGGCCAACAAGCAGCUGCUCGAGUUGCUCAUUCAAAAGGUGGCCGAACAUCGCAUCAAUGAUCGUCUCGUGGAGGAUAAUAUGGCCAGUGUGCACAGCACGUCGCAGGUGAACAAAAUCAUACAGCUGCUGGCGCAGAAAUAUUGUGUGGAAUCACGCGCCAGCUUCGAGGAACUCAGCAAGAUUGUGCAGAAAGUGAAGGCGUGUCGCAGCGAACUGGUGGCCUAUGAUCGCCAGCAGCAAGAUCUACCGCCCAGCAAUCUCUCGUUGUCCUUGGGCGCCGAAAUUCCCACAACGAAUCGCUGCUAUGGCUGCGCCUUGGCCUCCACCGAGCAAUGCCUUACGCUGCUGCGUGCCAUGGCCUACAAUUAUGACUGUCGCAUGGGUCUCUACAGUCAAGGUUUGGUCAGCGAACUGGCGGAGCAUAACCUGCGUCGUGGCACACCGCAAAUCCAAAACGAAGUGCGCAAUCUGCUGGUGGUGCUGACCAAGGACAAUCCCGAUGCGUGCAUGCACUUGCUGCAGCUGGUCACGUCGCGUGUGAAGAGCGCCCUGAUGGGUGCCAUUCCACUGAUUAGUCUGGAGGCUGCUGUGCAUCAGGAGAUGACGCUGCUGGAGGUGCUGCUCGGACAGGAUGAUUUCUGCUGGGAAUACAAGCUGAAGGUGAUCUUUGAGCUGUUUAUCAGCAAUUGCAAAUUACCCCGUGGACCUGUGGCUUCUGUGCUGCAUCCCUGCCUGCGCAUUCUGCAGAGUCUGAUCAAUCCCACAAUCUCCUCGGGCAGCGGCAAUGGCAAGACAGUGUCUGCCAUUGAUUUGUGCAGCAUCAAACUGCCCGAUGGCAACACCAUCGACUAUCGUGCGUGGCUCAAUUCGGAUCGCAAUCACGAGUACUUGGCCUGGAGCAGUCGCAUGCCCAUCAGCCAGCACCAGCAGGAGGCAGCAGCGACAGCUGUGAAGCCAAAGAGCAGCAGCAGCAGCAAAACAACAGCAGAGACACCACCAAAGACCAAGGAGGCCACUCGAGCGGCAUAUCUCAGCGAAAAGUAUGGCAAACGCUGGCGCACGAAUGUGUUGGACAAGCAGCGGGUGACCAAGCCGCUGGUAUUCAAUGCCGAAUGGAUACAGCCGCUGCUCUUCAACGAGAACUCGCGCUUUGGCCGUCAGCUGGCGUGCACGCUGCUCGGCGCACUGGCACGCACGCACGAGCGCAAGCAGCAGGCACUCAAUUUGCUCACCUCCUUCCUCGGUCAUGUGGGUGAGGCGGGUGAGGCGAGCACCGAGUACUUGGCGCUGUAUCGCAGCAUUGCCACAGAGUCGCCCUGGCUGCAGUAUCUCGUGCUGAAUGGUGUGCUCGGCAAGAUCUCCGCGCUGCUGGCCACGGAAAUAGCCAAAAUUCACUGCAUGGAGGAGCAUUCGCUGUCCUCGGAUCUGACGCUGGGCUAUGCGCUGCGGCGGUACGUGGAGCUGUUGUGGCUCUUCCUCGAGUGCCCGAACAUACGCAGAACGUACAAGACGCGCCUGUUGGGGCCCGUGCUGGAGAGUUACUUGGCAUUGAGGAGUCUGGUGGUGCAGCGCACGCGACACAUUGAUGAGGCGCAGGAGAAGAUGCUGGAAAUGUUGGAGGAGAUGACCAGCGGCACGGAGGAGGAGACGCGUGCCUUUAUGGAGAUACUCAUCGAUACGGUGGACAAGACGCGCAUGAAUGACAUCAAGACGCCGGUGUUUAUCUUCGAGCGUUUGUACUCCAUCAUUCAUCCGGAGGAGCACGACGAGAGUGAGUUCUACAUGACGCUAGAGAAGGAUCCGCAGCAGGAGGACUUCCUGCAGGGCCGCAUGCUCGGCAAUCCCUAUCCCUCGGGCGAAAUGGGUCUGGGUCCCCUCAUGCGUGAUGUAAAGAACAAAAUUUGCACCGACUGCGAACUGAUUGCCCUGCUGGAGGACGACAAUGGCAUGGAGCUGCUGGUGAAUAACAAAAUCAUAAGCCUGGAUCUGCCCGUCAAGGAUGUGUACAAGAAGGUGUGGCUGGCCGAGGGCGGUGACCGCGAUGCCAUGCGGAUUGUCUAUCGCAUGCGCGGACUCCUGGGCGAUGCCACCGAGGAGUUUGUCGAGACGCUGAACAACAAGAGUCAGGAGGCCGUGGACACGGAGCAGCUCUACCGCAUGGCCAAUGUCCUAGCCGAUUGUAAUGGCCUGCGUGUCAUGCUGGACAGGAUUGGCAGCCUGCAGCGCAUCUCACGACAGCGUGAACUCAUCCAAGUGCUGCUGAAACUCUUCCUCAUCUGCGUGAAAGUGCGCCGCUGCCAGGAGGUGCUGUGCCAGCCCGAGAUUGGUGCCAUCAACACCCUCCUCAAGGUGCUGCAGAUGUGCCUGCAAUCGGAGAAUGAUUCCAUACAGUCGGCAGUCACCGAACAGCUGCUGGAGAUUAUGGAAACGUUGCUCUCGAAGGCGGCCAGUGAUACGCUCGAUUCGUUCCUGCAAUUCUCGCUGACAUUCGGCGGGCCCGAGUAUGUUUCCGCGUUGAUCUCCUGCACCGAUUGUCCGAAUGUGCGCAAUAAUCCAUCGGUGCUGCGUCAUCUGAUACGUGUGCUGGCUGCGCUGGUCUACGGGAAUGAAGUGAAGAUGGCACUGCUCUGUGAGCAUUUCAAAGACACUCUCAACUUUAAACGCUUUGACAACGAACGCACACCCGAGGAGGAGUUCAAGCUGGAGCUCUUCUGUGUCCUAACCAAUCAGAUUGAGCACAAUUGCAUUGGCGGCACGCUCAAGGAUUAUAUCGUAAGUCUGGGCAUUGUCGAACGUUCUUUGGCGUACAUCACCGAGCAUGCGCCAUGCGUGAAGCCCACGCUGCUGCGCACCGACUCCGAUGAGCUGAAAGAGUUCAUUUCGCGUCCCAGUCUCAAGUACAUCUUGCGCUUCCUCACGGGCCUCUCGAACCAUCAUGAGGCCACACAGGUGGCCAUCAGCAAGGACAUUAUACCGAUUAUACAUCGCCUCGAGCAGGUGUCCAGCGAUGAGCAUGUUGGCAGUCUCGCUGAGAACCUCCUGGAAGCCUUGUCCACCGAUGCAGCCACAGCGGCGAGGGUCCAGCAAGUGCGUGACUUUACGCGUGCCGAAAAGAAACGUCUGGCCAUGGCCACGCGCGAGAAACAACUCGAUGCCCUGGGUAUGCGCACGAACGAGAAGGGCCAGGUGACGGCCAAGGGUUCGAUACUGCAAAAGAUUGAGAAGCUGCGCGACGAGACGGGACUGACGUGCUUCAUCUGCCGCGAGGGCUAUGCUUGUCAGCCGGAGAAGGUGCUGGGCAUCUACACGUUCACCAAGCGCUGCAAUGUGGAGGAAUUCGAGCUAAAGUCACGCAAGACCAUUGGCUAUACGACGGUGACCCACUUCAAUGUGGUCCAUGUGGAUUGUCACACCUCAGCGAUACGUUUGACGCGCGGAAGGGAUGAGUGGGAACGGGCUAGUCUGCAGAAUGCCAACACACGAUGCAAUGGCCUGCUGCCACUCUGGGGUCCCUCUGUGCUGGAGACUGCCUUCUCCGCUUCGAUGACGCGUCACAGCAGCUAUAUGCAGGAGAGCACACAGCGCUGUGACAUCUCCUACACGAGCAGCAUACACGAUCUGAAGCUGCUGCUGGUGCGCUUCGCCUGGGAGCGUAGCUUCCACGAUGAUGCCGGCGGCGGUGGCCCCCAGUCCAACAUGCACUUUGUGCCCUAUCUCCUCUUCUACUCGAUCUACAUGCUGCUGUCAUCGCGCUCUGCGGCCAGGGACAGCAAGACGCUGCUCACCUAUCUGACUGCACCGCCCAGCGAGAAGUGGCUCGAGUGUGGCUUUGAGGUGGAUGGACCGCUGUACAUGUCCACCAUUGCACUGACCCUGCACAGUCGCGAGCUGUGGAACAAGCACAAGCUGGCGCAUCUGAAGCGUAUGCUGGCCGUGGCCCAGGCACGUCACAUCUCCCCCUCGGUGCUGUGCAAGGCGCUGCUUGCGCCAGCCGAUCGACAGGUGAAGGAUUACAGUGUGUACAAGCCGUAUCUGAUGAUGUGGGCGCUGAUCGAUAUGAUCUACAAUAUGCUGUUCAAGUCUGUCACAAUGCCCAAGGAGGAGGCCUGGCCGGUAUCCCUAUUCGAUUACAUACGCAAAAAUGACGAGGGUAUGCUCAAUUCGACAGACAGCAUACUACACAUCCUGACUGAGGAGCUGUUGCCGUGCACUUCGUUUGGCGAGUUCUGCGAUGUGGCAGGACUUCUCACACUUAUCGAACAGCCGGACAGCUUCAUUGAGGAACUGCUCGCCUCCCUGCCUUCAACCACAAGCUCUAGUUAAAUAAAUAAUUUUGAUUCGUUAAUAAUUUACACAUACACACACACAACCCAAUACAAAGCGUAGCAUUGGCUCUUCGCGUGCAGUCUUAAUAUAUAAUAACUAAUAACGCGUAUCACAUACAUAUAUGUACAACUAUUUAAUCAAUAAAAAUUAUUCGUUUGCACAAUUAA
Drosophila subobscura is the source of this 16406-nucleotide messenger RNA. It is a transcript of the gene poe, whose product is annotated as protein purity of essence. Lineage: Eukaryota; Metazoa; Arthropoda; Insecta; Diptera; Drosophilidae. The transcript has 13 exons. The record is from RefSeq and is a predicted model, not a curated record. Gene Ontology annotation, molecular function: protein binding; zinc ion binding. The coding region runs from base 70 to 16236 and encodes 5388 amino acids.